AUGGCCAAGUUCAUCUGUAACUUCGUGGAGAAGGCACCGUCAGUAAUGGCCGCUGCCGUGACUUACUUGAAGCCUCGAUUGGCCACAUUUUUGCACUACGCCAAGGUUGAGCUGGUUCCCCCAACCCCUGGUGAAAUCCCUACAGCUAUUCAGAGCAUGAAAAAAAUAAUUCAAAGUGCCAAAACUUGUGGCUUCCAACACCUUACAGUUAAGGAAGCCGUGCUGAAUGGUUCGGUGGCCACUGAGGUGUGGAUGUGGUUUUAUAUCCGAGAGAUCAUAGGCAAACGCGGCAUUGUUGGCUAUGAUGUUUGA
Molecule: messenger RNA, 312 nt
Organism: Rattus norvegicus (Norway rat)
Lineage: Eukaryota; Metazoa; Chordata; Mammalia; Rodentia; Muridae
Source: RefSeq, a predicted model, not a curated record